This is a messenger RNA of Pisolithus orientalis, 2282 nucleotides long. RefSeq names its product P-loop containing nucleoside triphosphate hydrolase protein. Bases 19 to 2238 code for a protein of 739 amino acids. The record is from RefSeq and is a predicted model, not a curated record. The transcript has 9 exons. Gene Ontology annotation, cellular component: cytoplasm; membrane; microtubule. Lineage: Eukaryota; Fungi; Basidiomycota; Agaricomycetes; Boletales; Pisolithaceae. Gene Ontology annotation, molecular function: GTP binding; GTPase activity; microtubule binding.
UCAGAUACUUUCCCAGACAUGAAUGCCUCCGUCGGCCUAUCAGACCCUACGAAUGCUCAGGAUCGUCGAGCUCUGCUAGAUCUACUCAACCGUCUUCGUAAUACAGGCGUGCAGAAGGAUAUCGACCUGCCGAUGAUUGCUGUUAUCGGCAACCAAAGCGCGGGGAAGUCCUCGUUAAUCGAGUCGAUCUCAGGGCUCACACUGCCGCGAUCGUCGGGCACUUGCACAAGGCAAGUACCUCAUUUGAUCCGCAGGUGCCCAACUGAAUGUAGGCUAACGCAUACAGACUCUGAAUGGACUUGCAUCGUAAGGCUUCACUUAAACACGGAUGAACGUGGUUCUCCUAUAAAGCCUCGGGUUGUCCCUUUCGGAGAAGCUUUGACUAGUAAAGCCGAAGUGGAGGAAAGGAUUAGACGUGCACAAAGGGCCAUCCUGAAUCCGAAAACAGAUCCCGACGAUUUCUUACGCGGUGCGACCGUAGAUGAGAACGAAACAUCGUUCUCGCGCAACUAUGUUUCGUUAGACAUCAGCGGUCGGGAUCUAGCAGAUUUAUCUUUUGUAGAUCUUCCCGGGCUUAUCGCGAGCGUGGGGCAAUCAGGACGUGUGCACGAUAUAGAGUUGGUGAAAAAUCUCGUCGUUUCGUACAUCGAGCGAGCGAGUUGUCUCAUACUGCUGACAGUUGCCUGUGAAACCGACUUCGAAAACCAAGGCGCACACCAUCUUGCCAAGCAGCAUGAUCCUGAGGGGAGACGGACUGUUGGCAACCACUACACAGGUGUACUUACGAAGCCCGAUCGCAUUCCAUACGGCGAGGAAGAGUCAUGGGCCAGACUCAUCCGGAAUGAAGUGGAGCCACUGGCCAAUAAUUGGUAUUGCGUAAAGCAGCCUGGCUCGAGUGAUCUCGCACAGGGUAUAACCUGGGCGGAGGCACGUGCUCAAGAAGAUUGUUUCUUCGCUGGCACCCCGCCAUGGUGUGAUCUUGAAGAUCAUUUCCAGUCGUUCCUCCGCACCAGCAAGCUUACAGAACGAUUGAGUAACAUCCUAGCGGAACUCAUAUCUAGAAGAUUACCGGAGAUACAAGACGAGCUGUACAGGGUUCUGCAACACGCAGAAAAGGACCUUGCGGACCUUCCGCCAGUGCCACCAUCCGAUCCUGUAAGCGAAGCCCUUCGUAUCCUUAGCGAGUUCCGCAAAGAACUCUCCGAUCGGAUUGAGGGUACACCUGAAGAAAAUGGGCUCUUGCAGAAGAUAAGAGUUCACACUGCAAGAUUCAAGCGCGAGAUACGAGCAACCGCUCCCAGCUUUAUACCAUGGGUGCGGCAGGAGGCACAUCAGCACCGGCUUCCCCCAACAUCAUUUCUAGACAACGAGGAGAAGCCUCUCACGGGAGGCAAUGAUCAACAAGUCGCAAUCACCUCGAAGAAUAUAUACAUUGAAGAAGUCAUGGAAAGAGCGGAAAUUUCGCGCACACGAGAGCUGCCCGAUCAUACUCCCUUUGUCGUUCAGCAUAAUUACAUUACAGAAUAUGUAGAGAAGUGGAAGAGACCGGCAACGAUCAUGUUCGAUGCCGUCUACGAUGUUCUUAAGAAAGACCUGGAGAACACGGUUGACAAGCAUUUCAAGCACAUAGGCCGGGGUGGCGCACAUCAGUCCGUAUUGAUGAUAAUACAAGAUCAUCUCGAUCAGGUAGCGGCGCGGACGAAGGACAGGAUCGAAUGGCUCGUAAAGCUGGAGAACGACCCCCAAACAAUAAACACCGAUUACUAUCUUCACUAUCGAGACAAAUUUGCGGGGUAUUACAGGUCUUGCCGUCACAGCGACGAUUUGCCAUCGAAGUUGUGGGCGAAUAACAACCCGGAAGUUAACCGAGUCAUGGCGGGACUUGCACAACUUGGGAUCAGUACACGUGUCGAUGCCCUACCCAAACUACUCCCUUCCGAUCCAAUGCAGACAGGGUUAGAUAUCAUGGCGAGUGUGCGUGCGUAUUUCCAAGUAUCAUACAAACGUUUCGUCGAUGGGGUAUGCAUGUCCGUCGAUCACGAGGCUGUUCGCGGACUAGAACGUGGUCUUGAUCGAGCUCUGUGGGAUGGUCUAGAAGUUACGGGCCCAGGGGCCCAGGAACGCUGCGCAGCGAUGUUCCAGGAGCCUGCUUCGACCGCAGGGCGGAGGCAAGAAUUGAUGAGAAAGAUUGACAGGUUGGCGGCAGCCAAAACGGAACUCCGCCAACUGAGUGUUUAAAGUCGUGCGCCUUCAGAUGGAGCUACGCCUAUGUUCUUCCCCCG